UUCCCAAAACUGUCCUAGCCAAACGCGGAAGAUACAAGAGCCGGGGGGCAAAAACGUAAUUAAGCCAAACAAAAAGGCAAAAAGUAAAACCCGUCUUCAACGCCAUACCCACACCAUACCUGAGAGGCUGAGAGAGAGAGAGAGAGAGAGAGAGAGAGAGAGGGAGCUCAAUUUUCAAUUUUGAGGUCAGAAAGCUUCAGCUUCUGCUUCUGUUUUUGCUUUUGGUUUUGGUUUUGGUUUUUAGGGGAGAGGAGAGAGGUCACUCACUGUAAAAACGAGUUUGGUCGGUCUGACCGAGUCGGCUCAAUUAUCAAGCACCAAUCUCCAAUUUCUCAUCAGAUCUCACUCCAGGAACACAGUAAUUUUUGUAUAGGAAGAAAGGAUUGGGUAGGGCUUGAUUUACUAGUUUCAGAAUUUAUUAGAUGGCAGAGAAGUCGUGCAUCAAGCGCCUUCAGAAGGAAUAUAGAGCACUUUGUAAAGAACCAGUUUCCCAUGUUGUGGCCCGUCCUUCCCCAAAUGACAUUCUUGAGUGGCAUUAUGUGUUGGAGGGAAGUGAAGGAACACCUUUUGCAGGUGGAUAUUACUAUGGAAAGAUCAAGUUUCCCUCAGAAUAUCCCUAUAAACCUCCUGGAAUUAGCAUGACCACUCCUAAUGGACGAUUCAUGACACAAAAGAAAAUCUGCUUAUCUAUGAGCGAUUGUAAGUUUUUCAGGUUACUAGUUGAAGAAAACCAUUUCUUUUCUUUGACAACUGAUUUUAUGUUUGACUUGACUUUUUUAUUUGCAGUUCAUCCUGAAAGUUGGAAUCCGAUGUGGUCUGUAUCAAGCAUACUCACAGGGCUUCUUUCAUUCAUGAUGGACAAUAGUCCUACCACUGGCAGUGUGAACACCACUGUUGCUGAGAAGCAACGUCUAGCAAAGUCCUCCCUUGCUUUCAAUUGUAAGAACGCAACAUUCAGGAAAUUGUUUCCUGAGUAUGUGGAGAAGUAUAACCAGCAGCUGCUUUCUGAGAAGCUUGCUGCAGAGCAGGUGUCACCAGAGCUGACCCAAGAAGAAAAUUCCUCACUCAUGUUGGAAAGAGUUCCCAAAUCUGUGGGAGAAGAUGUAAAAAGAGUAGAUGCAGUGCAAGAUAGGAGGAAAGCCAAGAAGGAGUCAUUCCCUACUUGGAUGAUGUUCUUGCUCGUUUCCAUCUUUGGCAUCGUAAUGGCACUGCCCUUGCUUCAACUUUGAUAUCUAGGCAACAAAAAAUAUAUUCAUAGGAUCACUGAACAUACAGGCAUUUGGAAGUCAAGGGAUGCAUUCUAAAUGCUUCUUAAGUUUGUCAAGUGUCUAACAUAAUUUUUGUAUAGGGUUGAUGCUGGGGAGGUUCAGUUGGAUCUCCCUCUUGUUGAUGUUUUCUCCUUUAAGUCAAUGUUGACUGUCUGGUAGUCGAUGUUCAAACAUUUACAUGCCUGUGAUGUUCUCAGUCAGUUUUGUGUUGGUACUCUUUA
Messenger RNA from Quercus robur (English oak), 1489 nucleotides. RefSeq names its product probable ubiquitin-conjugating enzyme E2 33. The coding region runs from base 423 to 1229 and encodes 268 amino acids. The transcript is spliced from 9 exons. The record is from RefSeq and is a predicted model, not a curated record. Lineage: Eukaryota; Viridiplantae; Streptophyta; Magnoliopsida; Fagales; Fagaceae.